Molecule: messenger RNA, 276 nt
Organism: Sclerotinia sclerotiorum 1980 UF-70
Lineage: Eukaryota; Fungi; Ascomycota; Leotiomycetes; Helotiales; Sclerotiniaceae
Exons: 4
Coding region: 1-276 (91 amino acids)
Source: RefSeq, a predicted model, not a curated record
AUGGUUAUGGAUUUGAUGGGGGGGUUUAAGGUAUAUGUUGAUAUUCAUUCGAGGUUGGCGGUAGUUGGACGAUUCGGGGAAAUGGAGCAAUUUUGUGCCGAUGAUUCAAUGAGAGAAUCUUGUGAUGGGAAAGAGGGAGCGAGAGUUGUGAGGAGAUGGUGGAAGAUUUACAUGAAGAUUGGAUGGAUAUAUGAAAUUAGGCAUGGAAAGAAGGGUUGGCGUGAAGGCAAGGCCCAAGAUACAUUCUUCCCGGGAACGAUGAACCAAGGUUACUAG